UGGGGCUUCGGCCGAAGGAUCGCACUGCAGUCGUGUGUCGCGCCGAACACGCGCGCCCGCCGCCACGCCGCGCUCCGCGUCGAGGAUCACCUUACGUAAUAAUAACUAAUCGGAUCGAAACCGCGACUCCGAUAAUCGAUUGUGAUUGUAAACUGUCGAUAAUCCCACACUUAUUUUUUAUUAAUUUAAUUAUUUUUUUCUUCCGCAUCUGUCGUCUGUGAACUUGAGUUUUGUGUACACUGUGUCAUGUUUUUGUUUUGUUUUCGCUCGGACUUAACAUUAUUUUUGGGCGUAGCUGACUGUGUUUCGCUUUUAUAAUAUAGUAACAAUAUUGUUACUAGUGCGUGUGAUACUGAACAACUAUUUUCAAAAACAGUUCUUGUGAAGUAUUUUGACUUUGAAGUGUUAUGUGGACGUAUAUCGAAAAAUUAUUGUGAUUUUACAAGUUUCGUCUGAGAACACACGCCGAGCAGCGCAACAAUAAGAAAGUAAAAGAAAAAACAUUCGACACGCGAGCCAAAGGAAAGAACAAUCGAGAUAUUUAGUUGAGUCAAGAAUCGAUUCGACGGUUCAGUUCUAUGAUUUGAAUGUAGAAUGUGUCGGUGUGCACAAGUGAUGUACAGACGCGCGCGAUGUUGAUGUGGUCAGUAUGAGCCGGGCGUGAGACUUGGACGGAUGCACCCCACGGGCGCGGCCAGCCUGCCCGCCGCACCAGAGGCGGAGGUGCAAGCUAUGCACUCGAUGGACUGGCUCUUCAAGAAAGAGAGAAUAUAUUUACUAGCGCAGUUCUGGCAACAGCGAGCCACACUGGCCGAGAAAGAAGUGACCACGUUGAAAGAACAACUGGCCACCACAAGCCCGACCCCUCUCCAGGCCACAGUCCCUAAAACCAAUGGCUCCCACAUAGAACCCACCAGGGAUCAAGCUACGGAGACAAGGAUCGACAGGUUCAGUCCUGACAUCAAAGAAGAGAAGCAAGACGUUGAUGACGACGUAGAACAGAAGAUGGAGAUGGCAGCCACUGGGAGAAGUAACAGCAACUCCUCCAGGAGUAGUCCCGUGGUCCACCAGCCAGGGAAUCUGGAGGUAGAACUUGCUGCUAAGGAGAAAGAGAUCGCCCAACUAGUAGAUGACGUGCGCCGUCUCCAAGCAUCGCUGACAGCGCUGCAAGAAGCCCAUGCUCAGCAGCUGCAGCGGCUAGAAGAGAGGCUGGACGAGAAGAAGCAGCACAUUGCGAGGCUGGAAGCGAGGCUUGAUACACAGAGGGACUAUGAUGAUAUCAAGAGAGAAAUCAGCAUGCUCCGAGCCCUCGACCUGGGUGGUGGGGAGCGGUCUCUAGACCGCAAGCCUGAGCUCCGCUCGCCGAGCACUGCGCCCUCGCUGCGGGACCACUCGGCCGAGCGAGAACGGAGCGCCGAGCGCCGGGACACAGGUGUGGAGGAGUGGCCCAGCACGCCGCCGCCGCUCAACAACAACACCACGCACCACAACAACAACGGGCCCACGCCGCUGCCGCUGCCACCGCCGAGCCCCUUCCGCUUCGAGGAGCACCGCACCUACAGGUUCGCUGAGGACAUGGGUCCGCUCCCACCCGGAGCUCUCGUGGGAAGACUCGGCGACUCCCUCAUCCCCAAAGGCGACCCUAUGGAGGCGCGACUACAAGAGAUGCUCAGAUACAACAUCGACAAAUACGCCAACACUAACUUGGACACGCUGCACAUAAGCCGGAGAGUGCGAGAGCUGCUGUCAGUCCAUAACAUUGGCCAGAGACUUUUUGCCAAGUACGUCUUGGGGCUGUCGCAAGGCACAGUGUCAGAACUGCUGUCGAAGCCGAAGCCCUGGGACAAGCUGACGGAGAAGGGCCGCGACUCGUACAGGAAGAUGCACGCGUGGGCUUGCGAUGAGGCUGCCAUCAUGCUGCUCAAGUCACUGAUCCCUAAAAAAGUUGGGACGAAGGAUGGCACCGGCGCAGUGUUCGGACGACCGGAGGGUGACGGUGACGACAGGCUCACGCACGCGAUUCUGAGUGAAGCGCAUAUGAUGAAGACGCCUACCGGACCUCCUCACAAUGAUGACUCCAGAAGCAAUGAGGACUCGAGCUCACCGAGAACUCAGUGCCCCUCACCGUUCUCUAAUAAGGACUCGAGUCAAAACAGAAGACUUAAGAAGUAUGAGAACGAUGACAUUCCCCAGGAGAAAGUAGCGCGCAUAUACCAGGAGGAACUUGCCAAAAUCAUGACUAGGAGAGUAGAGGACAUCCGUCGUGAAGGCUUCCCUGGCAUGUUUCCUCCUUUUUUCAGCGGCGGCAUGCCACCCCACAUGGAGAGGCCCCCAGAAGACAUCCGCAUGGCUUUAGAAGCAUACCAUAGAGAGCUUGCCAAGAUACAACCUGGCGGUAACAUUCCCAACAUGCACAACUUGCCAGCCAUGCCGCACUUUCCAAAUCUCCUUGCGUUGCAGCAACAAGCAAUGCAACAAGCGCAGAACCAGCAGAUGAACGGCUCGGGAGCGGUCCAAGAUCUCUCUUUGCCUAAAGAUAAAAACGCCAAAAUGAAUGGAAUGACUGAUAGUGAUAAGGAUAGGUCAAUGGAUGCCGAAGAGGCUAUUAGGCACGCUGGAAGCGCAUUCUCAUUAGUAAGGCCAAAACUCGAGCCGGGACAGCAAUCAACGGGAUCAUCCGCGUCCAGCCCACUGGGUAAUGCGAUACUGCCGCCUGCCAUUACCCCAAAUGACGACUUCAGUAGCUCAGCGGCAGCAAGUCCGCUACAGAGGAUGGCAUCUAUCACGAACAGUCUCAUAUCCCAACCUUCAAAUCCUCCUCACCAUCCACCUGUACAAAGGUCGAUGAAAGCGGUUCUUCCACCGAUAACGCAGCAACAAUUUGAUCUCUUUAACAAUUUGAAUACAGAAGAUAUAGUACGGAGAGUAAAAGAGGCUUUAAGCCAGUACUCCAUUAGCCAAAGACUGUUCGGAGAGUCUGUCCUAGGACUAUCGCAAGGAUCUGUGAGCGACUUGCUAGCGAGGCCGAAGCCCUGGCACAUGCUCACACAGAAGGGACGAGAACCUUUCAUUCGAAUGAAAAUGUUCUUAGAAGAUGACAAUGCUGUCCACAAGUUGGUUGCAUCUCAGUACAAAAUAGCGCCGGAGAAACUAAUGAGGACCGGAAACUAUAGCGGAGCACCUGUUCUUACAGCAUGUCCGCCGAAUAUGAACAAACCCAUGCCGCCAACACAAAAGAUGAUAUCCGACGCGACCUCCUUGCUGAGCAAGAUGCAACAGGAGCAGUUGCUGGGUGCCGGACACCUCGGCCACCUCGGGCAGCCCACGCCGCUGCUGCUGACGCCGCCCGGCUUCCCGCCGCACCACGCCGUCACGCUGCCGCCGCAGCACCACGAAAAUAACAACAAGGAGAGGAAGCCCCCGCCACCGCCACAGCCCCACCACCAGGCGCCAGUCAUGCGCAACCUGCACCAACACAUAUCGCCCAGCGUUUAUGAAAUGGCCGCACUUACCCAAGACUUAGACACACAAACAAUAACAACUAAAAUUAAAGAAGCAUUACUGGCAAACAAUAUUGGCCAGAAAAUCUUUGGUGAAGCUGUUUUAGGACUAUCACAGGGUUCCGUUAGUGAAUUACUAUCAAAACCGAAACCUUGGCACAUGCUUAGCAUCAAAGGCAGGGAGCCAUUCAUUCGCAUGCAGCUGUGGCUAAGCGAUGCACACAAUAUUGAUCGCUUGCAAGCUUUGAAGAACGAACGACGAGAAGCUAGUAAACGGCGGCGGUCAAGUGGCCCUGGACAAGACAACUCAUCCGACACAUCGUCGAAUGAUACGUCAGAGUUCUACCACUCCAGCUCACCGGGCCCCAACACGGGAGCGCCGUGUGCCAAGAAACAACGAGUAUUGUUCUCUGAAGAGCAGAAAGAGGCGCUCCGAUUAGCAUUCGCUCUCGACCCUUACCCUAACAUGCCAACGAUCGAAUUCUUGGCCGCAGAAUUAGGUCUGUCGUCACGAACCAUUACCAACUGGUUCCAUAAUCAUCGAAUGCGACUAAAACAACAAGCGCCACAUGGCUUACCAGCAGAACCUCCCGCGCGAGAUCAAUCCUCUGCACCUUUCGACCCAGUCCAGUUCCGUCUCCUUCUCAACCAGAGACUACUAGAACUGCAAAAGGAAAGAAUGGGCCUUGCUGGAGUACCUCUACCGUACCCACCAUACUUCGCAGCUAACUCUAACCUAGCAGCACUGAUUGGUCGAGGGUUAAUACCGCCCGAAGACCAGGUCAAGGAUCAAUCUGGUGGCCUCGAUCUAUCGAUGCCACUAAAACGAGAACCCGACGGUGAUGACUUCGAGGACGAUGACGUCGAGAGCAACCUCGGCUCCGAGGACUCGUUGGACGAGGAAUCUAAGACUGAGCCGAAGGCGGCGUCUACACCCGCAGGUCGAUCGAGCAGACGAAAGCCUGCCGCGCCGCAGUGGGUUAACCCCGAUUGGCAGGACGAGAAGCCACGCAACCCUGACGAAGUGAUAAUCAACGGAGUGUGCGUGAUGCGAAGCGACGACUUCCGGAGAGAGGCGGAGGAGACGGUGCGCGUGGAGCCCUCGCCGGUGGCGCGCGAGAGCUCGCCUGGCGGCACGCCUGGCGCGUCGCCGGCGCCCGCCACGCCACGGACGCCGCGCACGCCGCACACGCCACGCCCGUCACACACGCCUGAUGACGUCAUCCCCGAGGACAAGAUUAAGGCCGAGACCGACGACGGCUGGGAGUACUAGGCUCCGCUCGCUCCGCUCUGGUGAAACGGGUCCCGAACUGUGACGUGCAGACUGUACCAUAUCACGUUCGAACAAUUAUUAAUUUAUUGUGUGCCGCGCAGUGUGAGUGUCCGUCGGUCCGGUGGCGACGUUCAGUGCAAAUGUUACUGUGUAGCUAGUGUUCGUUGUAUUUCGAUUGUAAGGCCAAAGACUUUGUACAUACUACCCGUGUAGCUUCUCGUGAUACGCCAGUACGUAAACUUGCGAUACAAAAAUAUGCAUUUUGCUUUAAUUUUUUAAUGUAAACUCGUACCCUGAUUAGGUACAAAUAUCUGAGUAUUUUUAAGUUACGGCUUUUUGAUUCGAUUGUAAAUAAAUAUACCAAAUAUGUGUCGAAUAUUGCCUGUGAACCAGACCCUGUAUAUAAGUAGGUUAGUCUAUUCGUGUAAGAUAACUCUGUCGCUGAUACAGUUAGGGGUAGGGGAAGGUUCAUUUAAUUGUUAAUGAAAAUUAUAAAGUGCAAUCAGAUGUAAAUUUAAGCUAUGGUUUAACGAGCCCCAGUUGAAAAGUAUUAUUAUGUUUAUUAGAACCGGAGAGGUUUAAAAUAUUAUAAUCGGGUUAUAUAAGUUAACAUUUAAAUUAUUAAUGUUUAUUUUAUUACUAUUGUAUGUUUUCUAUUGCAUUAUUUUAUAGAACGCCGCGGGACCGCUCAACUUUGUGAUUUUAGCUGUCAUUUUUAUAACGUUUAGUUAUAUCAUAAACUCUCAGUUCUAAUUCCAUACAAUAGCUCUAUUGUUUGUUUCUUUUCAUUUUUAUAUAUUUUUUAGAAAAUGUACAAAUCAAGACACAAAAUAAUACGAUUAAGCAAGUAAUGUAUUGCUUAUGGUUUAUAGU
Molecule: messenger RNA, 5646 nt
Organism: Spodoptera litura
Lineage: Eukaryota; Metazoa; Arthropoda; Insecta; Lepidoptera; Noctuidae
Source: RefSeq, a predicted model, not a curated record